This is a messenger RNA of Symbiodinium natans, 357 nucleotides long. The record is from the annotation of a GenBank genome assembly. Lineage: Eukaryota; Dinophyceae; Suessiales; Symbiodiniaceae.
AUGAGUCAGCCCCUGUUGAUGAUGCAGCGGUCAACAAACCCUGGCAAGAGCCCAGCCGUUACGGGAUCUGAGGGGCAAAAGUAUCCACUGGCUGAUGCUGGACGCACACAUGUCGGAUUCGUCAGCGGAUUUACCCAAAAGUGGGCUCACGACAGCUUCGUGGUGGCAGUUGCUGCACACCGAGAAGACUCCAUAGACUUCGCAUGGAUUCGGAAGGUGCGCGUGGGCCAGGAGGUGCAACAGACCGAGCAUGUCAGCGUCACGGAUCCCGUGUGGAACGAGAAGUUUGAGUUCUUCAUCCAGGGGACGGAGGUGAUCAUCUUCUCCAUCUGGGACUACGACCUGACAGGUGGUGAG